Molecule: messenger RNA, 1650 nt
Organism: Rosa chinensis
Lineage: Eukaryota; Viridiplantae; Streptophyta; Magnoliopsida; Rosales; Rosaceae
Product: cytochrome P450 71A1
Exons: 2
Coding region: 59-1591 (510 amino acids)
Molecular function (GO): iron ion binding; oxidoreductase activity, acting on paired donors, with incorporation or reduction of molecular oxygen; heme binding
Source: RefSeq, a predicted model, not a curated record
UGCAUGAAUGAAUGCUUACAAACUACAGAACUCCUAGGAUUCUAGCUAUAUUGGGACAAUGGCUCCUGUUACUAACUUGCUUAAUGAGCUAAAUAUGAGCACUCUCUCCAAUCUUUUCCUGCUUUCUGUUCUCUUGCUUACUAUUUUCAAUUUUUUUUCAAUUUUAAGAUCAGGUGAGAAACUAAAAUCGCCGCCAUCCCCAAGAAGGUUACCCAUAAUCGGAAACCUCCACCAGCUAGGUACACUCCCACACCGUUCUCUUCACACUCUCUCAAAGAAGUAUGGCCCUCUAAUGUUAUUGCACUUGGGCCAAUUUCCAACACUAGUAGUUUCAUCGGCAGACAUGGCCAAGGAAAUAAAGAAGACUCAUGACAGUGUUUGCUGUAACCGUCCCCAAUUUACAGCUACAAAUAUAUUACUCUAUGGAUGCAAAGACCUAGCGUUUUCUCCUUAUGGAGAGUACUGGAGACAAGUUCGGAAACUCUGUGUUGUUGAACUUUUGAGCUUGAAAAAAGUGCAACAAUUUCAAUACGCAAGGGAAGAAGAAGUUGCAAAAUUGGUCAAGAAGAUACGCAAAGAAUGCCUCAGUGAGUCUCCUAUUGAUCUGAGUGACAUGCUGAAAAAGACGUCCAACAACAUACUAUCUAGUUGUGUUAUUGGAAAAAGGUUUGCAGAGGAAAAUGAUAAUUGGUUUGGAGAGGCAUCAAGAAGGUUGAUGGUUCAACUAAUGUAUUUCAGUUUUGGAGAUUUCUUCCCUAGUUUGAGAUGGAUUGACAAUCUUAGAGGAUUCAUUGCACGUUUGAAAGCAACUUCUGCCGAAUUAGAUGGAUUCUUUGAUAAGUUGAUUGAAGAACACAAGGCUAUAAAGAGAGAAUGUGAACUCAAAACAAGAGAUUUUGUGGAUAUACUCCUCAAAUACGGAAAGAAUGAUGCGCUGAACUUGGAUCUCACUCAAGAUAACUUAAAAGCAAUCAUACAGGACAUGUUUAUUGGAGGAAGUGAUACAACAUCAACAACUUUGGAAUGGUUAAUGGCAGAGCUUGUCAGAAAUCCAAAUGUGAUGGAAAAAGUCCAACAAGAGGUAAGAAGAGUGGUAGGACAAAAGGCAAAAGUAGAUGUGGAUGAUAUCAAUCAAAUGGACUACUUAAAAUGUGUCAUCAAAGAAACUCUAAGAUUACAUCCCCCAACCACUCUUAUACAUAGGGAAACAACCAGAGCUGUAACAUUGGGAGGUUACUAUAUCCCCGCGAAAACAAGAAUACUUGUCAAUACAUUUGCAAUCCAAAGGGACCCCACAUUCUGGGACAAGCCAGAGGAAUUCCUCCCGGAUCGAUUUGAGGACAACUUGAUUCACUUCAAUGGUCAGGACUUCCAAUUUGUCCCAUUUGGUGGUGGGAGAAGAGGGUGUCCCGGACAGGCCUUUGCGCUGGCUGCAGCUGAAUAUAUGGUUGCCAAUCUUCUGUAUUGGUUUGAUUGGAAGUUGACUAGUGGUAAUGUAUCGGUCGAGGCCGUAGACAUGAGUGAAGUGUAUGGACUCGUUCUCUAUAAGAAAGCUCCUCUUCGUCUUGUCCCCAUUCCAUUCUCCACUUGAUCCCCUCAUCCAGAAGUUUCCUAUGUAAAACAGAAUUAUAUUUAAGCGCAUCUUUUUUC